Messenger RNA from Entelurus aequoreus (snake pipefish), 4978 nucleotides. It is a transcript of the gene lrrc9, whose product is annotated as leucine rich repeat containing 9. Gene Ontology annotation, molecular function: protein binding. The coding region runs from base 186 to 4694 and encodes 1502 amino acids. NCBI's taxonomy places the organism in Eukaryota, Metazoa, Chordata, Actinopteri, Syngnathiformes, Syngnathidae. The record is from RefSeq and is a predicted model, not a curated record. The transcript is spliced from 33 exons.
GGAAUGAACCCAUGAGAAGGUGGCUGUUGUAUGGGAGUUGGCGACAGCUAAUUGUAUUACGUCUGUCAAACAACGCACCCUACUAGUUAGGCUACUAGUUUACCAGCUUGACCGAGGCGCCAAAUUCCCACCAGCCAUUGCGACAAUCUGCAUUGUGACAUCACCUGACACGCUCUAGCGGUGACAUGCAGUCCAUUUCUAGGCAUAAAAGUGCAAAAAAAAGUAGGGAAAUGCUUCGUCGUGAUGAGGAGGUGGUCAAAGAGAUGUGCAUGGCCAAUGGAAUCUCCUAUGAUGACCUCUCUCAAGAGGAGCUUGACAUCACUUUCUUGGAGAUCUUCUUGAGUGGUUUUCCACGAAUGGUUGGCCUUUCCUACUUCCCGAAGCUGCGCCAUCUUAAUAUUGUGGGGCAGGACAUAAAGCGCAUUGAGGGUCUUGAAAGCCUCCCUUUACUCCAGGAGCUCUGGGUAGUCCAGUGUAAACUGACUAAAAUAUCUGGACUCCAGUAUUGUCUUGGGCUCAAGAAACUUUUCUUGUAUGAUAACAAAAUCAAUGAAAUAAAGAAAUUAAAAUUGCUCGUCAACAUAGAAGUACUGUGGCUCAACAAUAACUCCAUAACACAUAUACAGGGCUUGAACAAGCUUCAAAAGCUAAAAGAACUAAACCUUGCUGACAAUUAUAUUCAAAGAAUUGGGGGCAGCCUUGAUAACAAUGUCAACCUUCACAGUCUUAAUCUGUCCGGGAACAGGAUCUGCUCCUUUAAGGAGCUGACUCGGCUAACCUGUCUGCGCCGGUUGAGAGAACUUGCGCUGAGUGACUCCACGUCAAUCCCAAACCCAGUGUGUCGGCUGUGUAACUACGCGACACACGUCCUGUACCACUUGCCAUUACUUUUGCUACUUGAUACCUAUGAUGUAUCAAGCAUGCAAGUCAAGGAAGCAGCAGAGUCCACCGUAAUGAAGAAGAUGAUGUUUUACAACAUGCGUGCACGCACUGCUCAGCAAAAUCUGUCGGCGAGUAGGCUGCAGCUUAUGGAGAAGAAGAAAGCCUCCUUGGAGUCAUCCAAAGAAAGCAUCCGGUCACUUAAUUACACCUUAAAAAAUCUUGAACGUGAGCUUUGGAAGAAGUCUUUAGAGGAUAGUUCGAAUCGCAAAGUGGAAGAUUUCAGCGCGGAAAUUGACACGUCUGACCCCCCCUUGGAGGAAAUACUACAGAAAAAAAUUGAAAAGCUAAAGAAGAGACUGGCUCUUUGGAUCAGGAGGCUGCAUGAAACAGAAAGCUGGUAUCAACAAAAUCUAGACCAAACAACAUGCAUGAUGGAGGACACCGUUCAGUUUCUGUUGACAGAGCUCCAAAGUGUCGGAAAUAUUCGUUUGGAAGAAGGCAGCACCACAGACCCUUGGUUUAAUUCCUGUCAUGACCUCCUGCUCUCUCGCUUCUCUCGCUCGGACUACACGAGUCUCGGUGUCUUUGGUGUUAAGGUCAACAGAGUUAUCCGCAUCCACAACAGUGUGCUGAGGCUUCGCUUUAAGGAGAAACUUCAAUCCCUGUUGGUUAGGGAGGACUCAGCUUUUACACAGAAUCAUAAGCGACUGCUCGAGCACUUGUUUUACAUAGCUGACUCUGAGCAAAACACAGAUGAUGUUUUGUGCAUCCUUGAGGACGGCUUCAAAACAGCAAAAGAAUAUAAGGCUAUGGGAAAAGAAGCAGCAGUGCCUUUAUCCAACAGCCUGAUUGUGAGUGAACAGCCGAGAAUAGAAUAUUUUCUGGCUGAGCAAGGGUGCCCCAAGAAGAGAACGGAUAAAAUCCCCUACAGAUAUGGUAAGGUUAUUCUUUCCAAAGUGUUUCUGGGACACAGCAAACCCAUCAGAGAGGGACAACCCGUGCAAAGAAGAACAUAUCCCAGAGCCUCUUCUGUUUAUCGCUAUGUGAGCGCCAAGCAUCAAGAUCGAGCACAUUGUGGCUCUCAUAACAUUCCUAGAGCAAAACAAUGGUUUGUCUUUGAUCAUGAUCUUGUCCUGCCAGAGUACAUCAUUUGUUUUGAAUACACCACAGGGGCCAGCGAACAGCUUACGUCUAUAGGCUGCUGCAUAUACGGCCAGGACCCUCCCACGUACGACCUCUCAAUAGACAAACAAGCCCUCGACAUGGAGCCUGUGCUGGAACCACAGACCAAGUUGUCCAGUUUGGAUGAGGAAAUGCUCCUAAAUGUGUCCAGAGCCAGUGUCCUCAGUGAGAUAACUGGGCUAAACCUUCACAACAACAGCUUGAGCAACAUAAAAAAGAUUUCCUCCCUUUCGGCUUUGCGCCAUCUCACCAUCAGCUUCAAUGAGCUCACCAGCCUCCGUGACAUUGCUCACAUGCCUAACCUUGAGUUUUUGGAUGUCAGCUACAACCAGCUAGUUAGCCUUGAAGGCCUUCGCGGGUUGGAGCAUCUCAGACAUCUUGACGUGAGCUGUAACAAGUUGACCAAUGCCAGCAAAGAUUCGGCUGUGCUCAGAGUACACACACCUGCCCUGCUCAACCUGGAAACGCAACACAACCCCUGGAGCAAGCCAGAGGAAGUCCGAAUGACCAUAUUGAGCCAUCUGACAACUCUCAAACACCUGGAUGACAUCCUAGUUACACAGGAGGAAGCUGCUGAUGCUGUUCAAAAGACUACAAGAUGCACAAUUAACCAGGAAUCUCUUGUUGCUUGCUCGUAUACAAAUAAUGAACGCCCUCGUUAUCUCAGCCUUCUGCCAACAACCCAGCUUCUCUCUGAACGCUGUCCAUCACCUCGGGGCCUCAGCCAAAAUCUGCAGCCAGACUGGACUACGAAGAUCACCGCUCUAAAUUUUGACAACCAGAAGAUUUGUAAGAUGAGCAGUCUGGGUACCUUGGUCAACCUUCGCUGGGCGUCAUUUAAUAAUAAUUACAUCUCUGAAGUAGAAGGGUUGGACUGCUGCAUCAAGCUGGAGGACCUCUCCCUCAAUAACAACAGCAUUAGCUCAUUUCACGGACUCUCAAACCUACAGUGUCUAAGCAAACUUAGCAUGGAUGGUAAUCAACUGUCCAGUCUGGACAACUCGGUCCUCGACGAGCUACAGAACUUAACUUUUUUGGCUGUGGAGAACAACCGCAUCACUUCUCUGCAGGGCAUUCAAAGAAUCCGCAACCUUCUGGAGCUCUAUGUCGGCAACAACCAGAUUUCUGUGUCUCGGGAUGUCUAUUAUGUCAAGGGAUUGGCGAGCCUGAUCAUCUUGGAUCUUUAUGGUAAUCCUUUAUGUGAGAGCUUAAAGAACUAUCGUAUAUACAUGGUGUUUCAUCUGCCGUCUCUAAAGGCCCUGGAUGGAACGGCAGUGGAUGCAGCUGAAUGUGAAAAUGCAAAGGCAACAUUUGGAGGACGACUCACACCAGACUUGGUUGCAGAAAAACUGGACCACUCAAACUAUGCCAACAUCACCAACCUUAAUCUGCCAUCAUGCUCCAUUAGGAGUGUGGAUAUGUCUCCAACAGACCUGUUCUUUAACCUACAAAGUGUCAACUUGGAUCACAACAGCCUCAUCUGCUUCUCAGGCCUCAUCCACCUGCCCAACAUCAAAGUUUUGUAUUUAAACUACAACCAUAUUGAGUCCAUCAUGCCCAGGCAGAAGACCUUUCUGACGAACAGACAGAUGCUACACAAUAAGGUGCACUCCAGUGGCUAUGGCCAACAGACUUUAUGCAAAGGAAGCAGGAACGUUGCACCGACUGUCAUCCUGGAGCCUCUGAUGAGCAGCCUGGAGGUGCUGCAUUUGAGUUACAAUGGCAUCUCCAAUAUGGCCAAUCUGGAGCUCAGCAGGCUCACCAAUCUUAAAACGCUUUUCCUUAAAGGAAAUGAGAUCAGUCAGGUGGAAGGCUUGGAGGGUCUCCAGCAGCUCCGGGAGCUCAUGUUAGACAGGAACCGCAUAAGGGCCCUGUACGAGAACUCUUUCAUUUCCCAGAAGGUCCUGCUGGAAUUGCACCUGACAGAGAAUCGCAUUCGAGAGCUCAACCAUCUCUAUCCACUUGUUGAGCUCCGCAAGCUUUACCUUGGGAUGAACAAGCUACAGGACAUUGCAGAGCUUGAUAAACUUGAGGUUCUCCCCUCGCUGACGGAGCUCUCCGUCGUUGGCAAUCCGGUGGCUCGCACUUCUCUGCAUAGACCAGCAGUGAUGCGCAGUCUGUCCCAGUUGCAGGUCCUGGAUGGCCUGACGGUUACAGUGGACGAGAGAAGCAAAGCUGAAAUCACAGACGCAACAGAUUCUCACAUAUGUGGAGCAACAAGCAAUGUUAUCACCAACACUCAGCCCAGAGUGUGGAUGAAGUGGACACAACAUGGUGACAAUGGUGGAGAAAGACAAACACAAUGUGAUGAGUGUUGUAGCGGUUCUACACUUGAGACAAACCAGCCUGGACUGAUGACCUAUAUACCCGUCAGAGGGAUGACUAUGGGUGGACUACACAACCUAAUUCAUGGCCACGACAUGCUCCCAAAUAACAAGGAAGAAAUCCAAUACACAUCCAAGUACAAGAGACAGUCAGAACGAAAUCCUCCAAGCAUCCAUGCUGAUAUGACCUCCAGACUGACCCGAAGAGUAAGAAACAACAUGAUAGCUGCAUGUACCCUUCCCCAUGGGAAGAAAGAGCAAUCCUACUACCAUGCAGGAACAAAAUACCAGGUUGAUGAAUCUUAACACUGUAUAGAUGUGAUUCUACUGCUGGGACAAAAUCUUUUUAAAAUAGAUAUAUCAAUACACUUAAGUCCUAAAGUUUUUGGACAAAAUACAGAUUUUAUGUCUUCGCUACAAUUGAUUUGAAAUAAAACUGUCAAAAUGUGACUUAACGAUACUAUUUAGGAAUUACAGCCAUUUUAUUCACUUGUACCUCUGAUUUAACGGACUGAAAGGUAGUAUCAGUACACUUGACACAUAAGAUGUUUAUUAUGUCAACACAAAUGAAGCAAAUAAAAGUAUUGUGU